AUGGCAACCGCAUAUCCAAGUGGACUCACUGACGCUGAAAUUGAUGUUCGAAUGAAGAAGAUGUUGAGCAUAGCUGAGGAGUGUGACACGACAAAGGACCUCCACGAGAUGCUUGUCCAAAAGAAGAACUUUGUAGCAUAUAAUGGAUUUGAACCAUCUGGACGGAUCCACAUUGCUCAAGCCAUUCUGACUGUACACAACGCAAACACUUUAUAUGAAUGUGGUGGGAAGUUUAAGAUAUACAUUGCCGAUUGGUUUGCGCAAUUGAACCAUAAGAUGGGAGGUGAUCUUGAGAAGAUUAGGGUUCUUGGGAAGUACUUUAUUGAAGUGUUUAAAGCGUGUGGAUUGAAAGAAGAUGCCGCCGAAUUUAUAUGGGCGUCCGACUUGAUUCAAAACAGUAAGACUUACUGGCCGACGGUCUUGGAUGUCGCGACCAAAAACUCCGUGAAUCGGAUUACUCGAUGUUCCCAGAUCAUGGGAAGAGGCGAGAAAGAGGCGUUGACCACAUCGCAGUUGUUCUAUCCCUGUAUGCAAUGCGCCGACAUUUUCGAGAUGAAUGUCGACAUCUGCCAACUUGGUCUUGACCAGCGCAAGGUGAAUAUGUUAGCGCGAGAGUAUGCCGCUACCAUGAAAAAGACGUCUCCAAUCAUUUUGUCCCAUCACAUGUUAAUGGGGUUGAAAGGACCAAAAGCUGGAAAGAUGAGUAAAUCGAUCCCCGACUCCGCUAUCUUCAUGGAUGACUCCUUCGACGAAAUUAAGAGGAAAAUGAUGAAGGCCUUUUGCACGGAUGAAGUGAAGGAGAACCCCGUCUUCGAGUAUAUUAGAUACAUCAUUUUACCAUUCUUGGGAAAGGCUAAAUUGUGCGGAAAGGAAUAUACGUUCCAGGAAGUCUGCCCCGAGUUCGGUCAAAAAGACGAGAAAGGUGUCGCUUUAAUAGCUACCCCGACCUUCGCAGAGGAGUUUAAGACAAUGGACAAAAAACAACUGAAAGAAGAUGUCGCAGGACUCAUUAAUGACAUCAUCGAACCGGUCAGAAAACACUUCGAAACAGAAGAAGGAAAGAAAUUGCUUGAGACUAUUAAAUCGUUCAGUGUCACAAGAUGA
Messenger RNA from Entamoeba invadens IP1, 1104 nucleotides. Its product is annotated as tyrosyl-tRNA synthetase, putative. Gene Ontology annotation, molecular function: ATP binding; tyrosine-tRNA ligase activity. Gene Ontology annotation, biological process: tRNA aminoacylation for protein translation. The record is from RefSeq and is a predicted model, not a curated record. The transcript has a single exon. Bases 1 to 1104 code for a protein of 367 amino acids. NCBI's taxonomy places the organism in Eukaryota, Evosea, Mastigamoebida, Endamoebidae.